AUGUCAAAUAUACACGAACUGCAAAAAUCAGGAUAUCCACUGAAGUUGACCAUUGUGAUUAGUACCGAUGACAAUGUGACUCAAGAACGCGUUGAAAGUCGAGCAUUGAGUGCCGUCCAAAUUAUCAGGGAGGAUUUGAAUAGCGCUCCAAUUUGUAUUGUUACUCAACGGAUACUCGGAAUAAUGGGUAAGCGCUUCAACAAAGAUUUCCGCAGAAAAAAUUUGGAGUUGGAUAGCUACGGCUUGGCAUUAAUGUUCUAUGGUCAUGACGUAAACGCAUCGACCCUCCUUGUAGACCAAGAAGAUAAUAAUGAAACGUUGAAAACCAAAUUUGAACACUGGAAGGUUUGA
This is a messenger RNA of Loa loa (African eye worm), 351 nucleotides long. RefSeq lists its product as hypothetical. The transcript has 3 exons. The coding region runs from base 1 to 351 and encodes 116 amino acids. NCBI's taxonomy places the organism in Eukaryota, Metazoa, Nematoda, Chromadorea, Rhabditida, Onchocercidae. The record is from RefSeq and is a predicted model, not a curated record.